AUGGGAAGUUGCAUAUCAGCGCCCAAAAAACUAGUAGGUAUAAUAUCAAAGAAAUAUCAUUAUAAUUGCAAGUCGAAAUCGAAGACCAACUCGAAACAUGCACGUUUCGGUCAUGAAGGUGGACGGAGAUCGGUAAACCUACGCACUAGGGUUUUGAAGGACUCGUCGGGAAGCAACAUCUUUGCAAAGUACAAGAUCGGGGAAGAGUUAGGAAGAGGUGAGUUCGGGGUGACGAGCAAAUGUUUCGAUUUAAAAACGGGAGAAGCUUUCGCGUGCAAGAAGAUAUCAAAGGCGAGGCUGCGGGCGGAGAUCGACAUCGAAGAUGUAAGGAGAGAAGUUGAGAUCAUGAAACGUUUGCCUAAGCAUCCAAAUAUUGUUGCCUUUAGGGAAGCAUAUGAAGAUAAAGAAUAUGUAUAUCUUGUAAUGGAGCUUUGCCAUGGGGGUGAACUUUUUGAUAGAAUUGUCGCUAAAGGUCAUUAUACGGAACGAGCCGCCGUUAGAGUUGUGAAAACCAUUUUAGAUAUUAUAAAGGUAUGCCAUGAACAUGGAGUGGUACAUAGGGAUUUAAAACCAGAGAAUUUCUUGUUGGCAGAUGGAAGUGAAAGUGCCCCAAUCAAAGCAAUUGAUUUUGGCCUUUCCAUAUUCCAUAAACCAGGUCAGCAGUUCAAUGACGUUGUAGGAAGUCCUUAUUAUAUGGCUCCAGAGGUUUUAAGAAGAAACUAUGGCAAAGAAGUUGAUAUUUGGAGUGCUGGUGUUAUCCUCUAUAUCUUGCUUUGUGGAGUUCCUCCCUUUUGGGCCGAUUGUGAAGAAGGCAUUGCAAGAGCAAUAAUAAGAGGAAAAAUAGAUUUUCAAAGGGAUCCUUGGCCAAAAGUAUCGAGUGAAGCAAAGGAUCUAGUUAGGAGAAUGCUGGAUCAAAAUCCUCAAAAUCGGAUAACUGUUCAGCAAGCUUUCGAACAUCCAUGGAUCCAAAACUUGGAAAAUGCUCGAAAUGUGAAUCUCGGGGAACACGUAAGAACAAGGAUUAAGCAAUUCUCAUUGAUGAACAAGUUCAAGAAGGAAGUUCUUAGGGUGGUGGCAGACAACUUGCCAAAUGAACAAGUCGAUUCAAUUACAGAGACGUUCAAUAUGAUGGACACCGAUGAAAACGGGAACUUAACGUUCGAGGAGCUUAGAGAUGGACUUCACAAAAUCGGACAUUCUCUCGAUGAUCCUGAUGUUCAGAUGUUAAUGGAUGCUGCAGACAUCGACGGGAACGGAAUGCUGAGCCCCGAGGAGUUUGUAGUAAUGAUAGUUCACCUGAAACGGAUCGACGGCAACGACGAGCUUCUGUCUCAAGCCUUCACUGUGUUUGACAAGAACCAAAGUGGUUACAUCGAAGUGGAAGAGCUGCAAGAAGCUUUAGGGCACGACAAUCUUCAUCAACAGCUUAUCAAAGACAUCAUGAACGAUGUCGAUAAAGACAAGGAUGGACGAAUCAGUUACGAGGAGUUUAAGGAAAUGAUGGUAACGGGGAUGGACUGGAAAAUGGCUUCUCGACAAUAUUCGAGAGCUAUGCUAAAUGCUGUCAGCAUGAAAAUAUUAAGGCAAUCUGACCAAUUAAAAUGA
This is a messenger RNA of Hibiscus syriacus, 1605 nucleotides long. RefSeq names its product calcium-dependent protein kinase 24-like. NCBI's taxonomy places the organism in Eukaryota, Viridiplantae, Streptophyta, Magnoliopsida, Malvales, Malvaceae. Bases 1 to 1605 code for a protein of 534 amino acids. Gene Ontology annotation, cellular component: nucleus; cytoplasm. Gene Ontology annotation, molecular function: calcium ion binding; calcium/calmodulin-dependent protein kinase activity; calcium-dependent protein serine/threonine kinase activity. The transcript has 8 exons. The record is from RefSeq and is a predicted model, not a curated record. Gene Ontology annotation, biological process: intracellular signal transduction; protein autophosphorylation; peptidyl-serine phosphorylation.